Thalassophryne amazonica is the source of this 4394-nucleotide messenger RNA. RefSeq names its product immunoglobulin superfamily member 22-like. NCBI's taxonomy places the organism in Eukaryota, Metazoa, Chordata, Actinopteri, Batrachoidiformes, Batrachoididae. Gene Ontology annotation, molecular function: protein binding. The record is from RefSeq and is a predicted model, not a curated record.
AUGGGACGAGCAGACGAGGUGGUACGAGAAAGUUGGCGUCUCCCUGCUCAUUACCGACCCAAAGGACAGCCGCAGAUCAGCACCAACGUCGUUAUCAUCAAGCUUGCAGAGCUAUUUAAGACCAGCGGGGGCAGGACAAAGCAGAUUGAACAGCAGAUGAGUCACAUAAGAGAAAUGUCUGAGCUACAGAUGUCCUCUUCCACAUCUUCCACCUCUACUUCCAUGAGCUCCACCAAGCUGCGCAAGGUUUCUCAGGGUUUAUCCAGAACCCACGAUGAGCACUCUGGGGUGCAGAGGAAGAUCUCAACUGUGGUGGAGUCCUUCAGCCAGGUACAGAAAUCUCUCCAGAUCCCAAAGGGAGAGUCUGUCCCAGAUUUUGAGGAGAAACUGCGCCCUAUUACUGCCCAAGAGGGUGAUAAUGCAGUGUUCAAAGCCAAGGUGACCGGGAAUCCCUCACCCAGCGUGAUCUGGGAGCGAGCCAGCGGGUCCCCUCUUUCCGACACCGCCAACAGUUUCUGUGACAGCAUCAACCACCAUAUUCUCAAGAUCAAAACGUGACCGUAGAAGAUGCUGAUGUCUACAAAAUGUGUUGCUUCCAACGAGCACGGAGAAGCAAUUGAUUCCAUAUCACUCAUUAUUACGGAAAAUCCAGCAAUGGAAAUCAAAAAGAUGCUGAAGAAGCGCAGUGUGGAGAAGAAAGAUGAAAAGAAGAAGAAGCCGCCUACGGAGGAGGAGAUGUUAAAGAUCCUGACUGGAGCCGAUAAGAAGGACUAUGAUAGAAUUUGUGCUGAGUACGGUUUCACGGACUUCAGAGGAAUCCAGAAGCUGAAGGAGAUGAAGAAGAAAGAGGAGGUGGAGAUGGUACGCGUGCUGAAGCCUCUGGAGGACAUUGCAGCUAAAGAGGACACCAACGUCGUCUUUGACACCAUUUUGGAACUGAAGGAUCCCAACAUCAAGAUGAUGUGGUUUCAGGGCACAGAGCUGCUGCGUAUCCAGUAUUCUCACGGGAAAUAUGAAGUGAAACAGAUGGGAACGAAGCACAUGCUGUGCAUAUCCAGGGUGAGCCUCAGUGACAUGGGCACCUACACUCUGCAGGUUGGAGACAAGACGCUGUCUGCCAAACUCACCAUCAUAGAUGAACCUCUGACAUUUCUGUCAGACUUCAAGCCCAAAAAAGUGACAGAGCGUGAGACUGCUGUGUUUGAGGUCCGACUCUCCAAGAAAACAGAUGCUCCGCUCAUCUGGAAGAUGAAGGGAAAAGAAGUAAAACGCGACGAAAAGUUUGAUGUUACAUUAUCAGAGGACGGCCUGACCUACACUUUGAAGAUUAAAGACGUGAAAGUCAGUGACGCUGGAGACUACGCCAUCAGCAUUGGCGACCUGAGUGCCACCGUGCCGCUCUCCAUCGAACGGAUUCCCAUCAAAUUUAGCAGCCACUUGAAGAACGUGUGCGUGCAGGAGAGAGGAAAAGCCCGCCUGGAAUGCGAGAUGAGCUCCAAGGACGUGAACAUUCGCUGGCUGAAGGACGGCUGUGACAUCACAGCUAGUCGUCGCUAUAUGUUCCUGCGUGAUGGAAGGAGGGCAGAGGUCAUCAUCGAGGACUGCGAGUUGGUGGAUGAGGGAAAGUACUCUGCCGUCUGCAUUCAGGACAACGAUCCACAUGAAUAUGUGACCUCGGCCAACCUGGCUGUCACUGAGCGUUUUGCCUCCGUGAAGCGUGGUCUGUCAGACACUCAGUGUCCGACAGGCGCACCGGCAGAGCUGUGUGUUGUUCUUGAUGAUGAGAAGGUUGAUGGAGUGUGGCUGAAGGAUGGCGUGGAGGUUUCAGCACUGUCUGGAGUUCAGGUGGUCAAACAGGGAACCGUUCACAAACUGAUGUUCAGUGCUGUGACGGACGCCAGCGAGGGAAAAUACACAUUCAGAGCCAAAGGGGCAGAAAGCGAAGCCACGCUCACUAUCGCAGACCCUCCACAGAUUGAUCCAGCUGUACUGGAGCUGUUGGCGGCCCGUCCUGUGACGGUGAAGGCAGGACAAACGGCGACCAUUAAGAUCCCCUUUAAAGGGAAGCCAGUUCCCAGAGUCACCUGGUACAAGGACGGCGUGGAGAACAUGGAGGACGAGAGGACAAAAGUGGAGCGGACAGCAGAGAGCACGUCACUGGUGCUCAGCAAAUGUGUAAGAGAAGACAGCGGAGCCAUUAUGCUUCGUCUGAAGAGCGAAUGUGGGACAGCGGUGGCCAAUCUGCACCUCAGUGUGCUUGACCAUCCGAAAGCACCUCAGGGGAAAGUCGAGUUCCUGGAGCAGUCAGGAAAGUGUAUCAGGAUGAAGUGGAAGGCACCCCGGGACAACGGGGGAAAGCAAGUUACAAGCUUUGUGAUUGAACGUCGUCUGGUAGGUAAGAAGUCGUGGAACAGGGUGGGUGAGGUGGACAGUGGCUCCACCGUAUUCAGUGAUGACAAGGUGGAAGAAGGCCAAGCAUACCACUACCGCAUCAGGGCCGUCAACAGCGAGGGAAUGAGUGACCCAUUGGAGACAGAAGAGGCGCAUGCAGGACAGCCCAUAGAGCCACCAGGCAUGGCAUCCCAGCCCCAAGUCUCUAAUGUUACCAAGGACACCAUGACAGUGAGCUGGACACCGCCGGCCAGUGAUGGAGGAGCACCCGUUCUGGGCUACCUGCUGCAGAGGAGGAAAAAGGGGAGCAACAGGUGGCUGCAGGCUAAUAAUGAGCUAAUCACAGAUUGUAAAUUGACAGUUGAAGGUCUGAUGGACGGUGUGGAGUACGAGUUCAGAGUGAUCAGUGUGAACAGGGCCGGAGCAGGAACUCCCAGUAACAUUUCUAAUGCUGUGCUGGCCAAAGACCCAAUCCGAUGUCCUGGCCUGGUGAGGAACCUCUCCGUAUGCGAUUCUUCAAAUUCCUCCAUCGCUCUAACUUGGACAUCUCCAGAGCAGGGAGACAAGCCCUCGGGAUAUAUCCUGGAAGUCCGCCCUGAGGAUGCUAAAGAGUGGACGAAGACCACAAAGAUCCUUAUCGCUGGUACCACCUUCACUGUGAGCGGGCUUCAGGAGUGCAUGAAGUACUUUUUCCGUAUCCGGGCUGUUAAUGAAGGAGGCGUCGGGGAGCCCAGUGAGCUAUCAGACGGGGUAUUGGCCAUGCCUCCGCCUGUGGCACCCAGGUUUGUUCCGGAAGGGAAGCUGAAGAACCAGAUGGUGGUUCGUGCUGGAACCGCACUCUGCCUUCACCUCAGCUUCACUGGUUCACCGCCUCCAGUGGUUACCUGGUUUAAGGAUGGCAUGCUCACUAAGGGAAGAGAGGUCAUCACCAAGAGCAAGAAUCACUCUCAGUUCCUAAUUUCUUCUUCCCAGCGAUCAGACUCUGGUGUAUACCGUAUACACCUGAUAAACGACUUUGGAGAGGCUCACUACGAUGUCAGUGUCAGAGUCACAGACUUUCCUCGACCCCCAAAGAACCUGCGCCUGUUGGAGGAGGUCCCGGGCACGGUGACCCUGCAGUGGGAUCACACUCCUGACUUGGCUGAUGAUAAAGAGGGAGCGCAUUAUGUCAUCCUUAAACGUGACACCAGCACCGCUUCCUGGUUCACUGCUGCUGAGUGCGUUUUCAGCAGGAAGUACACCGUCACCGGACUGCUACCCGGGAGGAAGUACUACUUCCGUGUCCUUGCACAAAACUCUAUUGGAGACAGCGACCCCUUGGACUCAAAGGAACCUCUCGUCAUCGCCAAAGAUGAACAAUGCAUCAGCAGCCUGAGGUUGAAGGAAUACAUUUCCUCGCCACGUCAGGUGAAGCCAUCUUUCCUGCUGCCGCUGAAGGACCACGCUGUUCACAAAGGCCACGACUGCACCAUGAGCUGUGCUUACCAAGGCAUGCCGACGCCACGGGCCUGCUGGUACAAGGGAGACCUAAACAUCUCCGACUCCCCUCGGUUUUGGCAGAGUACAGCUAACGGAGUGUGCACCCUGGUCAUCCCCGGCUGUGGGGCCAAAGAUGGCGGUGAAUACACCCUGGUGCUGGAGAACCCACUGGGUGUGGUGAAGUGCUCCUGCAACCUGGUGGUCUUUGAUAAGGAUGACAAGAGCCUGUUGGAGACUCUGACUAACUGGGCCCACAAGAAGUUCAUCUUGUAAGAAGCCGACCUGCUUCUGUCACUGCAAACUGAAACAAUGACUCACCACAGAUUUUCUGUUGCAUGUGCUGCUACCAACUGCAAUAGAUUUAGCAGAGCUCAGAGCCUACAAUCAUACAAAUAACAUUCUGAUUUGAUUUAAAUUUUUCUUUUUUAAUGUAAUUUCUUCACAGUACAGAUUUUUUUUAUUGCCUCCCAUCUGUGCUCAAAUUGCUUGGCUCUGGUACUACAAUAAAUGGACUCUAGAGGUCA